Messenger RNA from Patella vulgata (common limpet), 4733 nucleotides. RefSeq names its product dnaJ homolog subfamily C member 25 homolog. Gene Ontology annotation, cellular component: endoplasmic reticulum membrane. Lineage: Eukaryota; Metazoa; Mollusca; Gastropoda; Patellidae. The coding region runs from base 376 to 1389 and encodes 337 amino acids. Gene Ontology annotation, biological process: protein folding. The transcript is spliced from 2 exons. The record is from RefSeq and is a predicted model, not a curated record.
CUGAAAGCGAGGCAACCUUUUAUCUCGUCAGAAUGACACCGUUUUAUUGAUUAGAUGGGUCAACACUUUCACACAAUUCAGUCUGGUGGUAAAAGUAAUCUCUGUAGGAAUUGACCAUUGUCUGAGACACGUGUCACAUUUUAUGAAUUAAAUCACAUAUUUCAAGUUAUUGGUUAGUAGAAAAAUAAACGUGAUCAUACAGCCGGAUAUCUCACAAAACAACACGACAAAUUGACGACGUCGACAGUGUGAGUGAAGUCACAUCAAUCACGCCGACAGGAGUGUGCUUUUGAACUUCUCAUUCUCUGGUAAAGUGUUGUUAUUGAAUAACCAAGUUUCCUUCAAGAACUAGAUCUGUUGUGACAGUAUUAGACAAUGGCAUUCCAGAAGAAUAAUCGGUUGUUGACAUUACUGUGUUGGGUGAUGUGUGUUUAUAACGUCCAAGCCUACAUUGAUGGACUUUAUUGUGGCAAGGAAAAUUGUUAUGAUAUAUUAGCAGUUACAAGAGACUCUACAAAGGGGGAGAUAACUAAGGGCUAUCGUAAGUUGGCACGACAAUGGCAUCCUGAUAAACAUAAGACUGAGGAAGCUAAAAAGGUUGCCCAUGAGAUGUUUCAGAAAAUUGGAAAUGCCUACGAAAUUCUUAAAGAUGAUGCACAACGAGAAGACUACAAUUACAUGUUAGACAAUCCUGAUGAAUAUUAUUCCCAUUAUUUCUAUUAUUAUCAACAUAGGUUGGCACCUAAAGUUGAUAUUAGAAUUGUUAUUGCUGUCACCAUUACCGUUGUAUCGAUCAUCCAAUAUUUUGGUGCUUGGAAUAAUUAUAAUUCGGCCAUUGAUUAUUUGUGUAAGGAUCCAAAAUACAGAGCUCGGGCUAUAGACACGGCUGUUAAAGAGAAACUGCUUAAUAAUGCUUCUAAUAAGGGUAAAUCCCGGAGAAUUAAAAUCAAGGAGGAUGAAGAACAGGUUAUCAGGGAGGUUAUUGAAUCGAAUAUGGACAUUCGGGGCGGCUACCAAAAACCCAAAUAUACUGAUGUGUUGUGGAUUCAGUUGAUUUUCUUGCCUUAUUACAUAGUUCUGUACAUGAUUUGGUGGUUAAAAUGGACCUGGAAAUUUACUAUAAUGAGAACAGAAUAUGGAGAAGAAGAAAAAUAUUACCUUAUCAAAAAAUAUAUGAAAUAUGGAAAAACGCAGUGGGAUGCAAUUGAAGAUUAUGAUAAAGAGAACUUUUUGAAUCUUGAACUUUGGAAAAAAGAAAAUUUUAAGGAAUGGAAAGCUCAACAAGAUGAAGAAAUGAAGGCAAAAUUAGCCGAGAGUGCAAGGUAUAAAAGUUACAGACGAUAUAUGAAGAAAGGUGGCCCAGGUCAAAUAAGUUUUGGACCAGAGUAGACCAUGGUUGUAUAUCAAUGUGCCUUGACGUUCUAUGCUAUAGAUAGGAUGGUAUCACUUUGCAAAAGUUAUUCCCAUUUCAGUUUGUCUUAUUCUUGAUCAAUUACAGGUUCAGAAGAGCAAUUACUGAGAAAGGCAAAAACUCUUUCUUUGUGAUCAUAUUCUAUUGGCUUUUCUUGAUGGGUGUGGGCUGAAUAUUAAUACUGGAUAAUCACAUGUUUUCAAUGUAAAUCCAUCAGAAAUAAACCUAAAUAAUUACCACUUCAGCAAGUACCAAAAUACAUCCUUCUAAACUCUUAGUUAUUUUUUGUUGGAAAUAUAAAUGUGGUUGUUUGUACAGUAUGUUAUUGAAUGAUUAAGAAAACUCCCAUGUUUUAUUCAUACUGGUACCAGGCUAAAACAUGGUCAUGGAUUUUCUUGGCGCUGUGUUACUUCUAUUCAUUACAUGAUGUGCAUGUAUGUAUGGAGAUACCUACUCAACUGAACAUAUAGUACUGGAAUAAUUCUUGUAGAAUUGAUCUAUUAAUGUGAGAAGUUUCUUAUGUAAACCAAUUUUUAAUUUAUUCUACUUUACUAUGAUUUCAUGCAAGUUAUUGACAAUUGUAUUUAAACUACCUCUGAAAUAUAGAUGGAAGUCACAACUAUUAGUACAGUCAUUUAUCAGUCAAACUUCUAUCAGAUAUUUUUAAAAGAAAUUAUAAAAUCAAAUUCAGAAUCAAUAUUUUGAGAUAGACCAAAUGUCUAACUGGAUUUGACUGAUAUCUAUUGUUGUAUUUCCUGUACACCAUUUGUAAUAUUACUCCCAGUGCAUUGUAAAAUAGAUUUCUCUACCUAUACAUUCGUACAUGUAUAUGUUCCUAAGUGUUGAAGUAAUAAUGUAGUCAUACAUUUGUUAAUUAAACCCAAUAAAAUGAAUAUCUUGCCAGUUAUUCUGUUCUGUACAAGAAAAUCUAUAUUUAUCAGUUUGUAUCAUUGAAGAUUAAAUAAUUGAUCUUACUGUUUGAUGUAAAAAAACCUCACAAAUUUAUAUAGUUAUUGUAGUUAUGUGUAAUUAGAUUUUCAAAAGGAAAACAUUCUUAACUUUCAAAAAAUACCUUCAGGUAACAGGUACAUGUACCAUUAAAGAUUUACUGUGUAUGUUACGGUUCAAUAAAAAGUUGGACAAUUUAGUGAAGAAAAUUGUAGAAGGAAAUGUGGUCUUUGAAUAAUUAUUUAUGUGUAAUUGGAAUACACACUAGUCUACAAAAAAUAUUAAUGUUAUUAACUGUACAUAAACUGGUGAUUUAUAUCAUUAUCGGUAUUAAACCUUCCUUUGUUAGAAAGCAAGUGACUUAUACGGAGUGCAUUCCAGUUAAAUAAAUAGUUGUAUAAAGCUUAGUUAUGAUGGCCUAAGGCAUUUAGCACUAAAAGUGACAAUAAAAUUUAUCUUCAAGGCACAAUAAAUAUUUAUACUGCCAAAUUUCCGUUAUGUUGAAUUCUAUUUUGUUUUUCUCAUUUGUCCAAUCAGCUGGACCAGGUAAUAAAUUACAUAUACUGGUAUAUGGUACAUGUACCUAAAUUUACAAAAAUAGUCUUGUAAAUAACAUUGAAUCAAGUCAAUGCCAAUAAUUAUAUAAUAUUAAAUUGGAAAUACAAAUAUGGUUUAUUCGAGUUGUUGGACACUUCAUUAGAUACAGAAGCCAUGGUGGCUCAGUGAGUAAGACAUGGUCCCAUGCCAUGUUCUAUGCCUGCUUUGGCUGUGAAAGUUCAUCAGGAUUUUCCAGCAUGGUCCCCAUUUGUCAGUGGCGCAGAACAGAGGGCCUGGUAAGGGACAACUUAUAGUUUGUUGGGAUAUACAAGUUUGCAUGCACGUAAAAGAUCCCGUAGCCAGUAGCGCCACUGUCCGGGCAAAAUUUCCCUCAUAGCACAAUGUAUGGUGUCUGCUCGUCUUCAUUAGCUCUGUCGGAGCAGAACAGUAGGACAUUAAACCCUGUUUUAUUUAUUUCAUUAAAUACAUUAUUGGUGCUGAUAUUGUAUAAAAUCAGACCAUAUGUUACAAAACAACUAUGGUAAUAUUUUUCUUAGUAUAAUAAAUUCGAGUAUUUUUUUUUUAUUAGAAAUGUUGGGGGAAAAAAUCAUUUAUUUUAAUGUAUCAAUUCAUUACCAGUGAUAGAUUUCAUUUGACUUUUAAAAUGACAAGGAAUCCGUUUUUCAAAAAAAAAAAAUAUUAAUAUGAAAAUGUUGAUUAUACAAGUUGGGGAAGGGGAACAUGAAUCUUCAUCAAUUUCUUCCAUAUAAGUACUUCCUUUACCUAGUCAGUUUUAUAUAUAGUGAUUAUAACAAUUUGAUCAAAACACACAUCCUAUUUUGUUUCGUUUGUUAUAGUUUUUAGCCAAUGAAACGGUCUGUUACGGCGACUGCACGGAACUGUGGGUAAACCACUAGAACCAUCAGUGCUGGUUGAUUACUCGGUCUGACGUCAUAGGGUCAAAAGCCUCUUGUAUGACCUCAGACGUGACCUGAGGGUCACGGUGGCUAAGUGGGUAAGACACUGGCUUGCUAGCCUGGAGUUUGGGUGUUCGAUCCCUGCAUUGGCUGAGAAAGUGCAUCCAGAUUUUUUGGCGUGGUUCCCCCCUUGUCAGUGACGCAAGAAGGAGGGCCUGACAAGGACAGCUGUCUAGUCAUUCGGAUGAGACAAAAAACCUGAGGUCCCAUGUACACCUUGAUGUGCACAUAAAAGAUCCCUUGACAGUUGGAAUUGGAUAUAAGAGUAGGCCGUAGUGCCACUGUCCGGGCAAAAAUUUCCCUCAUAGCACACUGUACGGCAUAUGCCCGUCUUCAUUAGCCCAGUUCGGAGCAGAAUAGUAGGACGUUAAACCCCAUUUUAUUUCAUUUCUGACACAACCUCCCUCUACAACCAGUCAGAUCUUCAUGUAGUGUAGGCCAUUGAAAGAAUAUAUAAAAAAAACGAAAUAUAGAUCUGUAUUUUAAUCAGAUUGUAAUUAUAUAAUUUUUGUGUUAUUCAAUUUCAUUAAUGCAAUGUCAGUAUGUUGUAUGAUUGAAUCCCAAGUUUUCAGAGUGCCUUUACCCCAGCUACUGAUUAGCACUUAGGUUAUAAAUGUGCUGCGAAAAACCUGUGAUUGCAUGCUGUUCUUGUGGACUGUGUUAAUCCUAAAUGUUAUAUCAGUAAAUUUAUUAAGUUUCAUAGUUUACACUCUGCGAUGAUAUAUUAAGUUUCAUAGUUUACACUCUACGAUUGUAUAUUAAGUUUCAUAGUUUACACUCUACGAUUGUAUAUUAAGAACUUUUAAAACUAUUAAUGACAAUAAUACCAGAUUUACGUAUUAAAUGUGAUUUUUGUGUUA